This is a messenger RNA of Atta colombica, 997 nucleotides long. It is a transcript of the gene ND-23, whose product is annotated as NADH-ubiquinone oxidoreductase subunit 8. Lineage: Eukaryota; Metazoa; Arthropoda; Insecta; Hymenoptera; Formicidae. The transcript is spliced from 4 exons. Gene Ontology annotation, cellular component: membrane. Gene Ontology annotation, molecular function: 4 iron, 4 sulfur cluster binding; NADH dehydrogenase activity. The record is from RefSeq and is a predicted model, not a curated record. The coding region runs from base 230 to 859 and encodes 209 amino acids. Gene Ontology annotation, biological process: mitochondrial electron transport, NADH to ubiquinone; mitochondrial respiratory chain complex I assembly.
UUUUUCUCCAACGUAGAGAAAAGGAUGAAAAAUGAACCGUGCAAGAAGUUCAACUAAAACGAACAGGUCUUGUGAUUAUUGCACUAGUAUAUAUACAUACGUAUAUACGCAAUUUAUCACAGUUUAUCAGCUGAUUUUGUUAGCGAAUAUUGAUGGAUAUUUCCUAAGAAAAUUUGUUGACGAAGCGUGAAUGAUCAAUCUUAUCAACUUUUAAAAAAUUUGAGUGAUCAUGGUGGGCCCUUUACAGAUAAUUGCACGAACCGGAAAAAUCGCACUAGGAGGAUUCCUUAAGAUUGUUCCAAAUGGUGUAAACAUAUGUUUGAGUCGAAGUAAAUAUUACUAUGUAAACAAAGAAAAAGAUAAAACCUGGCCAGAUAUUAUGGAAGCAGCAACUACACAUAUGUUUUUUCUUGAAAUUAUUCGAGGAAUGGGAAUUGCUGUGUCUCAGAUAUUUAGGGAACCAGCAACGAUAAAUUAUCCUUUUGAAAAAGGACCUUUAAGUCCUAGAUUUAGAGGAGAACAUGCAUUAAGGAGGUAUCCUUCUGGGGAAGAAAGAUGUAUUGCUUGUAAAUUAUGUGAAGCAAUAUGUCCUGCGCAAGCUAUUACAAUUGAAGCAGAAGAAAGAGCAGAUGGAUCUCGACGGACUACAAGAUAUGAUAUUGAUAUGUCGAAAUGUAUUUAUUGUGGCUUUUGUCAGGAAGCUUGUCCAGUAGAUGCUAUUGUUGAGGGUCCCAACUUCGAAUUUUCAACCGAAACUCAUGAAGAAAUGCUGUACAACAAGGAAAAGCUUUUAAAUAAUGGAGAUAAGUGGGAAUCCGAAAUUGCUAGUAAUAUUUAUGCUGAUCAUUUGUAUCGUUAAACAUUGUAUUACAACGUAGUCUUAAUGAUUAAGUAAAAAUGUGUGGAAUUAAAUAUCAAAGAAAAUUCCCUACUGCUAGACACAUGAAUAUAUGAUAUGUUUAAAUAAAUCAAAUAAAAAAGAUAUAUAUAGUUGGCA